Linum trigynum is the source of this 315-nucleotide messenger RNA. The record is from the annotation of a GenBank genome assembly. Lineage: Eukaryota; Viridiplantae; Streptophyta; Magnoliopsida; Malpighiales; Linaceae.
AUGGGCGGCGUGGAAGGAAGGAGAAGGAAAGUCAAGAGGGAAUACGUGAAGGAAAAGGCGAGGAAAGUUAUAGCAAUGAAGAAAAUGUCCAGUUGGUCGGUAGAGGAGCAAUUUCAAGACAGCGUUCAACGUGUGCGUAGUUGGCCAUUUCACCCAUUUUUAGGUGGCGCGAUGCCGACGGAAAUGGCUUUAACUUGGAGCUUGGUUGGACCCAUGCCAUGGCGGCCGCAGCAGCUAGACAGCAUCUGGAUCUCGCUGCUGGCUACUUUUGGUUCAUUGGUUGUGUGGCUGUCAACACUCAACCAUGAUUCUUGA